CGUUUCGCGCAGCCGCCCGCGCGGCUGCGAGUUGGCGCGUCGCGCAGGCGGCGGCGGCAUGGGGCUGAGCCGGGUGCGGGCAGUCUUCUUCGACUUGGACAACACGCUCAUCGACACGGCCGGGGCGAGUCGGAAGGGCAUGUUGGAGGUGAUAAAGCUCUUACAAUCAAAAUACCAUUACAAAGAAGAGGCUGAAAUCAUCUGUAACAAAGUUCAAGUAAAACUCAGCAAGGAAUGUUUUCAUCCUUCUAAAAGCUGCAUUACUGACCUCAGGACUUCACACUGGGAAGAAGCAAUCCAGGAAACAAAAGGUGGUGUGGCCAAUAGGAAAUUAGCUGAAGAAUGUUAUUUCCUAUGGAAAUCUACACGUUUACAGCAUAUGACACUAGCAGAAGAUGUCAAAGCCAUGCUCACUGAACUUCGAAAGGAGGUCCGCCUACUUUUAUUAACAAAUGGAGAACAACAGACCCAGAGGGAGAAGAUCAAGGCUUGUGCCUGUCAGUCCUAUUUUGACGCUAUUGUUGUAGGUGGAGAGCAGAAAGAGGAGAAACCGGCACCUUCCAUAUUUUAUUACUCCUGUGAUCUCCUUGGAGUACAGCCUGGGGACUGUGUGAUGGUUGGUGACACACUAGAAACCGAUAUACAAGGAGGCCUCAAUGCAGGGCUGAAGGCAACAGUCUGGAUAAAUAAAAAUGGAAUGGUGCCAUUGAAGUCAUCCCCCAGGCCGCAUUAUAUAGUUUCUUCUGUGCUAGAGUUACCUGCUGUCUUACAAAGUAUAGACUGCAAAGUCAGUGUGUCUGCUUAAAGCACAAAAAAGGGUAUGCUUACGAGUUUUAGGGUCAAAUUAUAGGGUUUGAACUAAGAAAAGUUAAGGCAUUCUAUAUACUAUGACCCAGUUCUAAGGAUAAUUAUACUUGUCAUGUAAUGGCCAACCAACCGUUGACUGGUAUUUAUAUCUGAAAAUCCAGAUUACAUUAUUACAAGUUAUUUUUAGUAGUGUAACCCAGAAGACUUGAGGAAGUAUAUUUGUUAAUCUGUGGCUUGAGAUUUUUUUAAAAAAUUAUUUUGUUAAUCUCUUAGCAUCUUGGAUCUAUGAAGAUACCAAGGAGGAUAACUUAUACAUUGAUGCACAAAUACAGAUUUUAUGUUUUGGCUUAAAAAUAGGUAUUUUUUAAAAAAUAGAUGUUCUAAAACAUAUAUACUAGAGAUUUAUUAGAGCAGUUGGAUCUGGUUAUUAUAAGUACCAACUCACUUGCAAAUCAAGGCAUUUCACAGUGAAAUUAUUUUCAUAUUUUCUGUUUCAAAAACAUGCACCAUAUUUUUGCCUACUUUGAACGUAUACUUCUCUUAUGAAUCUAAUUUUUCUGCAUUACCUUUGGGGCGUGGGGGGGAUAAUUUUCCUAUGGUGUGUACAUGACCAAUAAAUUCCUCCAGUAAAAAAGCUGUUAAAAUCAGCAUAUGGUGCUCCUUUUCCAUUACAUUUUCACAUCUUUCCAGGGUGAGCUUAUAGGUUCCUGUUAGUCUUUGCCUCUUAUGGAAGUACUUUUACUAAUCUUUUCCCAGGUAUGCAGUGAGGUUGAGGGACCAGUCUGUCUUGCUGUGGAUGAGUGCAAGCCACAUGGCCCCAGAAGUCACUUUCCUGGGAGUUGCCUUGGUGUGGCCUAAUCAUGCUGCCCCCCAUCUGUUGUCUGCUGACUGGAUAGUUUCACCCAUAUGAUGAAAACUAAUAGAAAAUUAGGUUUUGCUAUGAACCGUUUCCGGAGUGCCAUUUUAAUACUUGACUGGCUCUUUUUGGUGUUACCAUCUGCCUUAAGUCUCCUGUUUUUCAAAUUUUGGGAACUAUGUCAUUGUUUCACAAAUUUCUGUAUCCAUUUCAGAGUUUGCUUUGAGCUUAGUAAUUAAAACUCCAUAGGGAGGCAUCUUGCAACUAGAAAAAUUUCUCAAGACCAUUAGGCCAGAAAGUCUCAUGAUUUCACCAGCCAAACUUAGAGUAAAAUGGUUAAUUAAGGAAAAAAGAAAUAAUGAUUAGGGUUGUUUUUUGGUAGGGUGUUUUUUUUUAACUUUUGUAUAGGAAACUACUAGUGUAAGAUGUUCGGUAGUUGGGGUGUAUUUAGCUAGGGCUCCUUCAAGUAUUCUACGAAGAACAGGAUUCUCUGCCAUUGUGCAUGUGCCUGUUGCACUUCUCACUCUUAAUUUUUAAAAAUGUGAUUGUGCCCUUGACUGUUCACUCUGAAGCUGAACAUUUGUGGACAGGGAAUGUUUAUGUAUAGCUCUUCCAGGUACGGUGUCCACGUGACCUCAAUUAUAUUGUAGCUAUUUGAAAAUUGUUAAGUUGGAGGAUGUUGACAGGAAAAUAGUUGUGUGCAUGAUUUCUCCAGUGGGCUGAGCGUGAUGCUGAGAGCUUGUCCUUUCAGCUCACCCACAGGAUGGGUCUAGACACAGCGCGUUCACUGUGCUCACUGAGAAGGCUCAUUGCUCCCAGACCAUGGCAGCAGAUCUCCUAGGAUGUUAUGUGAGCAGUUCGUCAGCAAAAGUGAUCUGGCGGGGAAUGAAAUAAUUGAGUUUUUUGUAAUGUAAUAUUACAUUCCAUUUGCACUUUUCCUUAGGGAAGAACUUUGUGGUUUUCUGCCUUCUGAGUGGAAUGUUACAGAAGAUAUUAAGAAAUCUUGGAAUAGACCUAUUUUAUUAAUAAUGUUUUUGUUUUAGAAUAAUAUUUUGUUUUUCAUAGUUUCCCAUACUCCUAGAAAGCCAUAAAUUCUCAGUUGUCCAGAGGCUUUCCCAAACACUCAUUACAGAGGAAGGCCUAGAGUAGACACGAGUGGACACUGCCCCUGGAACACUGACACAGUGAUGGAUGUUUUCUGGUUCCAUACACAUGUCCACCCACUGGUGCAUGAACAUCUUAGGUAUGGUGGUGCCCAGGACCCAGCAAGUGUGAAUACUGUGGGAAAGACAGGUUUCUUAGUUACAGAGGUACUUGGUUUAGCACUUUCAGAUUUCUUUGCAACCCACAAUAGGAAACAUUUUCUGUCACAACCCAUUAAACACAUUUAUAGUGAACAUUUAGUUAAUAUCAGUGUGUGUAUGUUAAAUAUAUAUUUAACAAACAAAACUACUUCCUUGCUGUGCACGAUGCUCAGGUUUUUUUCAUUCCAUCAUUUUUUAAAUUGGGGAACAUAUUUUUUUCAUUUUUGAACAAGUACUUGUGGUACUUGUACAAGUAUUUGUGGUACACAAGUCAAAGAGUGAAAACGUGAAUAGCAAAAAGUCCGUCUCAUCUCUUUUCCAGCAACCCGCCUGCCCUAAAGGCCUCUGCUGUCAGCAGUUUCCUGUGUAUCUGCGUAUAUAGGUAGGUAUGAGUAUAUAGAAUUCCUCUGAUUCAGGCAGGUUUUUAUUCCUGCUUUUCAGUUUUAGGAGGCAGUGAUCUUGCUAAGAAACUGAUUUAAAAAGUCAUGAAGCUUCUGUGAGUCGUUCAUGUUAGGAGCAUACAUCUUUGAUCUCAGCCAUCCACUGUUGUUUAUAAAGGUGAUGGUUCCAUUGGCUUUUACUGGGCCAGUUGUUCACUUUGAGGUCAGUACAGCUGUGAAACCCUUGCUCCUGCCCCAGUCUAAUUGCCCUCUUCUGGUACCUAUCACCAUCCUGGAGAUUCCCUUUGCCUCUUAGGUUGGAUGUCCUGUGCCCUGUGUAUUCCCUUUUUUGAUUUGUUCCCCCUUUGAUGGCAUGCAUCCUUGAGUAGUUUCCCUAUAAAUGUGAGAGAUAAAAAUAUUCAGAUCUUAAGUGUCUGAAAAUGCCUUUAUUCUCUUCUCCCAUCAUUGAUAGUUUAACAGCAUGUAAUUGGAUAUCAUUCAGAAUUUCAAAGGCAUUGCUCUGUGGUCUAGCAGUCACUUUAAGUGACAAUUUUCUUUUUCUCUUGAAGCUCUUAGAACUUUGGUUUUUCCCCUGUGGUCCAUAAUGAUGUAUCUUGUUAUGCUUUCAUCCUCUGCUCUUGGCACUCUUGAACCUUUCCAAACAAAACCUUAUGUUCUUAGUCCUGGAAAAAUGUAAUUACUUAAUUGAUAAUUGCUUCGCCACUGUGUUUCCUGCUUCCUUUUCCUGGAACUCCUACUAUUUGGAUGUUGGACCUCUUCUACUGACCUUCCACUUUCUUUUCUUUUCUCUCCUAUUUUUCCAUUUCUUAUUUUGUUCUAUAAUGCUUUUUGGGAAGUUUCUUCAACUUUACCUUUCAAUCCUAUUGAAUUUUUUUUCCUGCCUGGCAUCAUGUAUUUCAAUA
Balaenoptera ricei (Rice's whale) is the source of this 4270-nucleotide messenger RNA. RefSeq names its product N-acetylneuraminic acid phosphatase (gene NANP). Lineage: Eukaryota; Metazoa; Chordata; Mammalia; Artiodactyla; Balaenopteridae. The coding region runs from base 59 to 805 and encodes 248 amino acids. The record is from RefSeq and is a predicted model, not a curated record. The transcript has 2 exons. Gene Ontology annotation, molecular function: hydrolase activity.